AGCUUUCCGCGACUUUCCACACCACAUCAUUUGUUCAGUACCUCAGGAUGUUUUUAUAUUUUUUGCUUUUGCUUUUUCUUCUCUACAUAUUUGAGUAGGCUACUUGAGUAGGUAGAAGUAUAAGCACUCAUACUAUGCCAUACAGUAUCCAUCAUUACGGAAUAUGCAAUGCCUGAGUAUUGCAUUCUACUACCUGGUAUUAAUCUGCGAAAGACGUUUAUUAGUUUGGUGCUCAGGUAUUAUGUACUAGGUACAGGUACUACUAGUACCUAUGUAGUAGUAGUAACUACCUACACGCGGCAAUCAGGGUAUGCACCUAUGCAAAGCACCAUCAAACUCAAACUUGGACACCCCUUCAUCCUAUUGUAUCCCCCUUCCUCCCACUUUGCUUUUUACUUUUUCUUUUUCUUUUUCGUUUUCUUUGCCAAUAUCAGCUCAUACGCCUCCAAGGCUUUCUUCAACUGACAC
Messenger RNA from Hypoxylon fragiforme, 468 nucleotides. RefSeq lists its product as uncharacterized. NCBI's taxonomy places the organism in Eukaryota, Fungi, Ascomycota, Sordariomycetes, Xylariales, Hypoxylaceae. The transcript has a single exon. The record is from RefSeq and is a predicted model, not a curated record. Bases 169 to 465 code for a protein of 98 amino acids.